AUGAGGGACCUGGCUUUACUACUUGGCCUGCUCUCUUUCCAGUUUCAAUUCCCUUUCGGUUUUCCUGCAAGAAACAUUUCUCUCAAGUGCAUGCAAGAUACUGAUGAAUUCCUUUCUGAUCUGAAUUCAAUGAAGCCCAAAGAAUACGCUUUAAGAAUGUAUGACUCCGUGGGGAAGCUUGGGAGCAACGUUCUUAAUGGAAACCUCGACAGGCUGGGGUCCUACAGCGAGUGCCUCUCCACCCGUGCCCCGACGGGCAGCUUCCAAGGGCAGUACUGCAAACUUCACAUGCUGCAGGAUGGAGCUGACUACAGUGUGGGCGUGUGCGUCCCCAAUUCCUGUGCUGAAGAGGACGUGACUAUGAUGUCACGACUGGAUAUUUUAAGAUUCAGAAACACAUCGUUUCUGGCCCCUUCCCUCUCUCUGUUUACAACAAAUCCUUCCUCCUCGCCUGGUGGCGGUGUGGCCAGAUGUGCUGCUGGCAAGUUCCCCCUGGACCUGUUCGCUGCCGUGUGUCUGUUCGUUGUGCUGCUGGGCCUCGCCCUCCCUCUGGCUGGAACCCUCUUCGUGGCAGCCAGCGCCUGGGGGUCAGCCCCUGGGACACUGUCAGUUCAUGGAGCCCCUUCUACCACCUACGGGAGUCUGCCUUUGAGAGAGCUGGAGAGCGAGGAGCAAAGAAACAAAAUUGGAGAGGCUGAUGGGUUGCCCCCUCUCUUACCAGCAGGAGCCCCAAGCAGAGGAAAAAGGUUCCUAGGAGCCAUGGGCCGUGUCCUGCAGUGCUUCUCCUGGCAGCAGACCGUGCCGGCCAUCCGGACUGCGAGGGCGCCAGGAGGCACCUGCCCCGUCCUGGACGGCAUCCGCGUCUCCAGUCUACUCUGGAUCAUCUCGGGACACGCCAGCCAGAUGACCGCGUGGCUCUCUUUGGAUAAUGUGCUUGAAUGGAGGACGAGGGUGCUUCAAAACCCACUGCACCUCUACUCUCGCAGCGGCCCGUUCUAUCUCGGGGUUGAUUCGUUUUUCCUGAUCAGUGGUUGGCUAAGUGCAAGGUCAUUUCUAAAGAUGCAAGAGAAUUCAGACAAAGGAAUAACACCCAAGGUCAUACUCAGAUACUUUUUCAAUCGCCUUAUAAGGCUGCAGCCUCUUCACAUGUACUCAGUGUGCCUGCUGGGUGGACUGUUCGCUCUUGUCCCCUGGGGACCUGUCUGGGAAGUGCCCAAGUUCCACUGGGAUAACUGCCGGCAAGCGUGGUGGACGAAUCUGCUGUUGCUGAACAACUUCCUGUUGGUUGGGAACGCGUGCAACGGCUGGACGUGGUACCUGGCCGACGACUUCCAGUUCCAUCUCCUGACACCGCUGAUCGUCUUCCUCCAUGGAAAGAGUAGACUGGUCCUUGGCCUCCUCGGCGCGGGGCUGUUCUUGGCAUCUUUCACGGCCAGUGCCCUGCUCACACUGGCUCAUAAGCUCCCGGUGGCGUCUCCAUCAGCAGCCAGUGAAGACGUGGCUGUGCUGUACUUCCUGCAGUACUACACCAAGCCCUACUGCCGGCUGGGGCCCUUCCUCCUGGGUCUCUUCCUGAGCAUUUUCAUGCACCAAAACCACCAGGCGAACAUUCUCCGAAGCAAGGCGCAGGCCCUGCUGGGGUGGACGUGCUCCCUGCUCACCCUGCUUGCCGUGGUCGCUCUGGCGUACGCAGUGGAUGACACCCCUGCUGCCCCUGCGGUGGCCACUGCUCUCUACCAGGCCCUCCACCGGACCCUGUGGGCAGCGGCCGUGGCCUGGGUCAUUUUUGCCUGCCAGGAAGGCUAUGGAGGUCCGGUGACCCGGGUGCUUUCUUGUGAUGUCUGGAGCUUCCUGGCCAGCAUCAGUUACGCCUGCUACUUGGUGCAUCCGAUUCUGAUCCUCCUCUACAACGGCCUGCAGGAAACACUCAUUCACUACACCGACACCAACAUGUUCUACCUCUUCUGUGGACAUUGUGUGCUGACUUUCCUCGCUGGGCUGGCCCUGACGCUGUCCAUCGAGAAGCCAUUUCAGCAACUGAUGCGCCAUCUGUGAAGUCGGCACCUGCGGUGCCACCAGCGUCCUGUUAAAACCUGAAAGACUGGCUGCCCCGUCGCUCCUGGGGUUGCGCACAGGCAGAGGUAGCUUUGUUUGUGUCGCUGAGUCACAGGUCUGAUUUAAUGCAUGCAAGUUCUCCAGGUGUCCCAUGAAAAGAUUCCAUCACAAUAUCUUUCAGUAGCACAAGCACUCCCGUUGUGCCUUUUAGCAAAAAGAUCUAGUUGUUGUUGUGUUUUUUUUUUUCCCGUCGUGGCUUGUAUUUUGAUUUUCUCUAUCAAUGAUCAUCAUAGUGAUAAAUUAAACUGGGGAUCCGGCCUGAAGAAUGCCCAAGCAGACAAAACCAGACAGACCUCACAAGUGAUCUUUACCUUGCUUGAUUUGCAGAUAGAAGCAUAACUUAAGGUGAGCUAUUUCUUGAAAAUGCCUUUAUUCAAGAAAAAACAGAACUUAAGUGCAACCAAUCAAAAGCAGCCAACACAUUUAUAAUUACAUAACUAGGGACUUUCCAACAAGAUAAGUCAAAUCAACCAUGUAGCCAUCACUAAUCUUUGUUUUCUUUCUAACUGCUUUGUUUCCUUUCUGUCUGUCCUGUCAAAGCCUCCCCUUGCAUUGCCUCAGUGCAGAACCUGAGUCACUUCUGAUUCCCACACACCUGAUUCAUGAAUCACUGAUUGUUCAAA
Messenger RNA from Oryctolagus cuniculus (rabbit), 2738 nucleotides. Its product is annotated as O-acyltransferase like protein. Lineage: Eukaryota; Metazoa; Chordata; Mammalia; Lagomorpha; Leporidae. Gene Ontology annotation, molecular function: acyltransferase activity, transferring groups other than amino-acyl groups. The record is from RefSeq and is a predicted model, not a curated record.